This is a messenger RNA of Eutrema salsugineum, 928 nucleotides long. RefSeq names its product protein LIGHT-DEPENDENT SHORT HYPOCOTYLS 5. Gene Ontology annotation, cellular component: nucleus. The record is from RefSeq and is a predicted model, not a curated record. NCBI's taxonomy places the organism in Eukaryota, Viridiplantae, Streptophyta, Magnoliopsida, Brassicales, Brassicaceae. The coding region runs from base 158 to 709 and encodes 183 amino acids. Gene Ontology annotation, biological process: mRNA transcription; response to light stimulus. The transcript has a single exon.
AACUUGUGAGUUGUGACUGAACAUAAAACUGUUCCUCCCUCUCUUUUCUCUCUCUCUCUCUCCUCACUCUCAAGCACACGACCCACACGCACACACAUACUCGAAAACAAAAUCAAGAACCCUAAUAUCUAAACAACGUCCUGACUUAGGAUCAUAGAUGGAGGGAGAAACCGCAGCGAAGGCAGCCGCGAGUUCCUCCUCCUCACCAAGCCGUUACGAGUCGCAGAAGAGACGAGACUGGAACACUUUCCUUCAGUAUCUAAAGAACCACAAGCCACCUCUGAGUCUGUCUCGUUGCAGUGGCGCACACGUCAUCGAGUUCCUUAAGUACCUCGACCAGUUUGGUAAGACCAAAGUCCACGUCGUGGCUUGUCCCUUCUUCGGAGAGCCUAACCCACCGGCUCAGUGCACCUGCCCUCUCAAGCAAGCUUGGGGAAGCCUGGACGCUCUCAUCGGCCGUCUAAGGGCUGCGUUCGAAGAAAUCGGCGGUGGUCUUCCUGAGUCUAACCCUUUCGCUGCCAAGGCCGUUAGGAUCUAUCUUAAGGAAGUCCGUGAAUCUCAGGCUAAGGCUCGAGGGAUUCCCUACGACAAGAAAAAGCGGAAACGGCCUCCUACGUCCACGGCAGCUCCAACCGCCGGUGAUGGAGACGACGCCGGAGGAAGUGGUGGUGGUGCUGCUUUGGUCGUUAGUGCUGCAACUACGGCAUAGUUGGGCGAUUCGGAAAAAAAUUCCACAUACCUAAUGCUAUAUCUAAGAGAAAACUAUGGUGUAGUGAUUCUUGAGUUCUUUACUUUCUAAUUUUUUACUUAUAGAUGAUAUAUUUUGUUUAUUUGAUGAUUCAAGAUAUAUAUGUAAAUUUCAAUUGUAUAGAUGGAAGAGACGAUCAACGAUUAUUAAUAAGAACUUAUUAUGAUUAGCUAUCUACAA